Amaranthus tricolor (Joseph's coat) is the source of this 1764-nucleotide messenger RNA. RefSeq lists its product as uncharacterized. The coding region runs from base 1 to 1764 and encodes 587 amino acids. The record is from RefSeq and is a predicted model, not a curated record. The transcript has 4 exons. NCBI's taxonomy places the organism in Eukaryota, Viridiplantae, Streptophyta, Magnoliopsida, Caryophyllales, Amaranthaceae.
AUGCGAGAGAAAUUCUACCGUUUGCACGUGAGAAAAGAUAAGUCAAACGAGUUCGUUCGUUUGGAGAAGGGAGAGAUGACUGUUGAUGAAUAUUACCGAAAGUUUAUGGAAUAUAUUCAGUACUGUCCUGAUGAUGUUCCUACUGAGGAGAAAAAGAUGCAGCGAUUUGAACUGGGAUUGUCAUAUGACAUUCAAAAACAUAUUGAGACUGAUCGCUAUAACACCCUGGAACAAAUGUACAAGCGUGCGUCUCAAAUAGGGAAUAUUCUGAGGAAGGAGAAAGAAAAAGAGAAGAGUAAUGUCCCUGAGAAGAGGAAAGAGGUUGCAAGCCAGGCAUCAGGGAAUUCGUCGGACUUUUAUCAGAAGAAAGCUAGAACUUUCGGGAAUUUUCAGGAAGUCGGUCUAGUACAAAUUAUGGGUUUAGGGAGAGACGCGAUGCCUGCUAAGCCAUUACUAGACCGAGAUGGCAAUGAAAGGAAGUAUUUUUGUAGGAAAUGCAGGGGAAAUCAUCCGGGAAAGGAUUGUGAUGGGAAUUUGCCGGGUGGGCAACACCGGCAGCAGAAUUCGAAUAACUCCGGGAGGCAAGUCAACCAGCAGUACGAAAAUGGUAAUCAUGGAAACACUGCUCAGAGGUUUCAACGACCUGUUAGUGGGGGACAAGGCCGGGUGGAUGGAAACCGGAUCGAAGGGUCAGGUAUGCAACGUGAGGGUAAUCAAGUCGGAGGAAUAAAUGCACAGCCGAUUGGUGGACGAGCAUCUGCCGUAAGUGCAAGGGAAGCUGACCAAGCAAUGGAUGUAGUUAUAGGUACGUUCACCAUUCAUUCUGUAGCUGUAAAUGUACUUUUUGAUUCGGGUGCAACAUGUUCUUUUCUUGCAAAGAGUAAGGUAGAGGAGUUGAAUGUAGGAACGUUUAAGAAAGUUUCUUAUACAGUGGUUGUUCCAUCGGGAAAAUUGUACAAUUAUGAUAGAUUGUAUAAGGAGGUACCCUUGAGAAUAGGGAAGGUCAUUUUUCCUUGUGACUUGUGUGUGUUAGACAUGGAAGGCUUAGAGGUAUUUUUGGGGAUGGACUGCCAAGUGGGGAACAAGGAGGAGGAUCCUAAGAAUAUUGCAGUGGUGAAUGAAUUUUUAGAUGUUUUCCCUGAUGAAAUUCCCGGCAUGCCACCUCAAUGGAAAAUUGAUUUCAUAAUAGACUUGGUGCUUGGGACGGGACCAAUUUAUAAAGCCCCUUAUCGCAUGGCUCCGAAGGAGAUGGAGGAAUUAAAGUCUCAACUUGACGAAUUAUUGGACAAGGGUUAUAUCCGACCUAGUGUUUCCCCUUGGGGGGCUCCAGUUGUUUUUGUAAGGAAGAAGGAUGACAGUUUAAGAUUAUCUUUUAGAACACGUUAUGGGCAUUAUGAGUUCACUGUGAUGCCUUUUGGAUUAACAAAUGCUCCAGCUUCAUUCAUGUGUUUGAUGAAUCAAGUAUAUAGUGCGUUUUUGGAUAAGUUCGUGGUAGUCUUUAUUGAUGACAUAUUGGUCUAUUUGAAAGACCGGGAUGAUCAUGAGAAACAUCUACGUUUAGUCCUUCAAACCCUGCGAGAAAACAAGUUGUACGCAAAAUUGUCAAAAUGUGACUUGUGGUUGGAAAAGGUCUCAUUUUUGGGACAUUUUGUUUCUAAGGAGGGCGUCUCGGUUGAUCUGGAGUUAGCUACUAUAGUGUUUGCUCUCAGAAUACGGAGGCAUUACUUGUAUGGCAUAAAAUGUAGGAUCUACACUGAUCAUUAG